AUGGCGCAAACCGAGAAGAAGUUGUACCCAAACUGUGAUGCCAACGUGUGGCUGCGCUCCUGCGAGGAGGAGGUCACCGAGCCCUUGGAAGGCAAGAUUACAGGGGAAAUCCCCAGCUGGCUGCAAGGGACGCUGUUGCGGAAUGGUCCCGGCAGCCUCAAGGUUGGCUCCAUGAGAUUCCAGCAUCUGUUUGACAGCUCAGCUCUGCUCCACCGAUUCGCGAUCCACGAUGGCAGCGUGACAUACCAAUGCCGGUUUCUCCGCUCCAACACUUUCAAGAAGAACCGCGCUGCAGACCGCAUCGUGGUCACGGAGUUUGGAACCAAAGCAGUGCCUGAUCCUUGUCACACUAUCUUUGAUAGAGUUGCAGCGGUAUUCAAACCUGGGGAAUCAUUGUCAGACAACGCCAUGAUAUCCCUCUACCCCUUCGGAGACGAAAUGUAUGCAUUCACUGAAGGUCCGGUGAUUCACAGAGUGGACCCAGUAACCUUGGACACUUUGGAGAGGAAAAAUCUAAUGAACAGCGUGGCGCUGGUCAACCACACCUCCCACCCACACGUCAUGCCAAAUGGCGAUGUCUACAACUUGGGGAUGUCUAUCGUCAAAGGACGACUGAAGCAUGUGAUUGUUAAAUUUCCCUUUAUAGAAAAAGGAGACAUGUUCGCAAACGCUCAAAUAGUGGCAAGCGUGAAACCGAAAUGGCCUCUACACCCGUCAUACAUGCACACAUUCGGCAUCACUGACAACUUCUUCGUGAUGGUAGAGCAGCCGCUGUCGGUAGCCCUGGUCAGCAUGGUCAAGAACCAGCUCGCGAAUGAACCACUCGCCUCCAGUCUUCAUUGGUACCCUGACCAUGAGACCCACAUAAUUCUCCUGAGUAGAAAAGAUGGCAAUGAGUGGAAGCGGUUCCGCACGGUCCCCCUGUUCUUCCUUCACAUCAUCAAUUGCUACGAGAAGGACGGCGAGCUGGUGGUAGACCUCUGUGCCUACAAGGAUGCUAAGGCUUUGGACGCGAUGUAUAUACAAGCCAUCGAGACAAUGCAAAGUAACGCCGACUACGCAGAAUGGUUCCGAGGUCGCCCCAAACGAAUUGUGGUCCCGUUAGAUGCUCCCAGCCGGAGCCGAGUGGAGCCCAAGUUACUGGCUGACCUUGGCUGCGAAACCCCGAGGAUUCACUAUGAUCUUUACAACGGUCGUCCUUAUCGAUACUUUUAUGCAAUCAGCUCAGAUGUCGACGCUGCGAACCCUGGCUUAGUAAUAAAGGUGGAUACAUUGACGGGCAUUACUAAAACGUGGUGUGAACCCGACAGCUACCCCAGUGAACCAAUCUUCGUGCCCUCACCAAAUGCUAAGGAUGAAGACGAGGGGGUGUUAAUCAGCGCCGUAGUUUCCUCACGGGAGGUUCGCUCCGUGGAUCUCAUCGUGCUGGACGCGCGCACUAUGUUGGAGAUCGCACGCGCACAAUUCAUCACACCGUCGGAAGUUCCCAAGUGUCUUCAUGGCUGGUUUUUGCCGGAAAGACAGAGUGCCGCCACGAUAAAAUAG
Amyelois transitella is the source of this 1545-nucleotide messenger RNA. RefSeq names its product carotenoid isomerooxygenase (gene ninaB). Gene Ontology annotation, molecular function: beta-carotene 15,15'-dioxygenase activity; carotenoid dioxygenase activity. The record is from RefSeq and is a predicted model, not a curated record. Lineage: Eukaryota; Metazoa; Arthropoda; Insecta; Lepidoptera; Pyralidae. Bases 1 to 1545 code for a protein of 514 amino acids. Gene Ontology annotation, biological process: carotene catabolic process; retinal metabolic process. The transcript is spliced from 13 exons.